Messenger RNA from Grosmannia clavigera kw1407, 2358 nucleotides. RefSeq lists its product as uncharacterized. NCBI's taxonomy places the organism in Eukaryota, Fungi, Ascomycota, Sordariomycetes, Ophiostomatales, Ophiostomataceae. The record is from RefSeq and is a predicted model, not a curated record. Gene Ontology annotation, cellular component: nucleus. The coding region runs from base 1 to 2358 and encodes 785 amino acids. The transcript has 2 exons. Gene Ontology annotation, molecular function: chromatin DNA binding.
AUGGCACGCCCAAGUCGCCAGAAGCGGAGGCUUCCGUUCCUCCACCGCAAUUGGAGAGAUGGAAUCACAGCGUGGCAGACGUGGCCCUCUAGCAAGCCUCGGGCCUCCUCUCUCGGCUAUGCCGAUCUGCUAGGAGACCGGGAAGAGGAUUUGUGUGUGCGCCCGUCAAAACGACGCCGUGGCGGUGCUUUGCCCACGGGCAUCGCACAGAUUCCUAGCUUCAAGGAGUGCUCAGCCAUGUGGCUACCAGAGUACCCUACCACACGCUCCAAUGGCCUGCGUGUCCAGGUGUUCAACAUGUUCCAUGCGGACACACCACGGGUGCGCUUCAACACCAUGGCAAACUUGCCACCGGCCGACAUCGCCACCUUCAGCGUCCGCUGCAAAAUCACGAUUAUGAGUGAGAAGUGCGGCAUGCCUCUGCUUCUGUUCUGUGAUGCGCAGAUAGGGACGGUACAGGCAUACAGGCCCGCUGAUGGGCCGUGUGGUCUGGCACGCUUCUCGCUGGAGCCAUUGACAAUCCCAUUGGAAAAGAUUGCCAUCCUGCGCGAGGAAAGCCGCGUGUUUGGGCUUGCCGAGAAGUACAAGAUGCGUAUCGAGAUCGAAUCUACGGGAAACGACACGUGGCCACCUCUGGACCUUCUCACUUUCAUCGGCACUGUCCCAGAUAGCAGCGAUAGCCAUCGUCGUCAGCACCAUCAUCGGCAUCCCCUGACUAGCCACCAUGCUAAGCAGGCCGAUGACUGCGUGCUGUACGCCGAAUCCAACGACUUUUUUGGACGACCAAGAAUGCGCAUUCCCCUGUGGCUGAGGGAGAGCCCGCUCCAUGACCCGAUCUGCACCAAGUUUGUGAUGGAUUUGGAUGUCCGCUGGAGCACGGGAUUUUUAGAACAGCCGCGCAGCUUGCUGGAAAAGGGCGUUCUGCCGACUAUUGUGGCUAUGCAUCCAGACGAGCCGAUCCCACGUCCUGCGUUGGGAAAAGCCAGCAGUCUUUCGAGGGAGGCCUUGGCGAAACGUUAUCUGGAGAACGGCAUUUUAGCCAACAAACAUGCCAACGGUACAAACCAUCUUAUGAAUGGCCAUAUAAAUGGCCGCGCAAACGGUCAUGCAAACGGACGUUUAGGCGGCUCCAUUAACGGCUCUCAGAGUCGUGCCGGCGGGCGCAGUGUAACUCCCUCUGUGAAUGGCGUGGACAGUGCAGUCGAGGACGACGAGGAUGACGAAGGCGACGUGGCUGAAGGGGAGCUUGCUGCAGGCCGCUCUCUGCGAAGACGACGAGGACAUCCGGACUAUAACCUUCGAACUAUGACCAACAAGGUCCAUGGCAAGGUACCGCGAUCGCCCCGAAAAUUGCGGAGCUCUGUGCUGGAGUUUAAUGGUCGUUUUAACGGCAGCCUUCACGGCCGAUUUUCCAACAUGGACGCUGUCGGCAACAAGGUCACGUACAUUUUACCGCCAGAGCAGUUGACCGUGGACGGGUUUGUCUGCUGCAUUUGCCUCGCCUGGAACCCAGACAUCAACCAAUUGCGAGCUCACCUCAAAUGCCAUUUUCACUAUCACUUUGAUUACGAAACGCUUCCAGGCAGUCGCGGUGGCCAUACUGUCUACGUUUCGCAUUAUCCGGACGAGAGCACAAUUUCCCUCCGGCCAAAAAUCUACCAGCUGGGUCGGCCGACAAAACCGCUCGAUUUGGACUCAUUUCUUGCUGGCGAUGAGUCUUGGGUGACCUCGCGCUUUGGGCCACAGCACGACAAUAGUGGGGUCGCUCCUGUGACCUGCGAUGCACGGUCCAAGCAGCCGCUCCAGGUCAAGGACAUCAACCUCGUUGUCCCGCAUAUCAAGCAGCCUCUUUACCACCCUCUGAGCAAGGUCCUUCUCCAGCCGGGGGACAAGAUUCGGCCGGUUGCUGUAGACGAUAGCUGGCUCGUUCAUAAGCAUCGCGAGGUCGUGCAAGACUACUCUGACCUGUCUAGUGCCGAAAAGGAGUUUAUCCAGGAGUGGGACAAAUUCGUCAUAUCUCGACGUGUCUCCUCCGACGCGUAUAUUCCCCGGACUAUGCUCGAGUUUAUUGAGGAGAAGGGACUGUGGCUAGUGGCUGACCAUGCUCGCACGAUUGAGUUUGGAAAACACAUGGCUGUGAUGGUGGCGAGAAGCCUCUUGUCGAACGAGGACAUCCAGGCAAUCACAUCCUGCCUCAAUAUCGCUAGGAAGCGCGCAAAGGAAACGCCAAGCCUCACGGCAGCCGCUGAAGCCAGUGCCGUUCCUAAAACAGGGCCGCAUAGGAGCAAGAGCGGCUGUUCCGUAUGUGGAUUGCCAGUGUUGGGCCCGUUCAUGCUCAUCUGCUCCAACAAGGUAUAA